AUGUCCGCACCAAGUCACGACGACCUUCUCGACCCCAACCUCGCCUUACCUAGUCAAACUUCAUCAAUUUAUACAAAUUUUACCGACUCAUCGUUGCACGACAUUUCUCCUUCAAGCGAAGAUCCUGCUGUAAAUCCAUCCUCAAGUCAACCUUCAACUAUAUCGGCAGACUUGUCAUUUUCCACUUCCAAAUCGGCGCCACAUCCGUGCAAAGUUUGCGGGGUUAAUGCUUUCUUUUUGUGCAGGGCAUGUGGGUUUGAUGGACCACGAUAUUGUUCAGAGAAAUGUCAAGAGGAAGACUGGAGGGGCGAGCAUCAUUCGAAAUGUAAAGCGAAAAAGAAAUCCAAUACAGAUGAACAUAUGGACGAUUCUCGUGAAGGGGGAAGUAGCGAGGGUAAAAGUACAGGCCAUAAGGGAUUGACGAGAGGAAAUAUUGCACAAAUUAUUAAUGCUAAACGGAGGCGAAACAAUUCUCGUGAGGGAACUUCAACCGGUGCUGGGGAACAGUCCGCGGAAGCUUCAUCAUCGACAGCCGUUUCAGAAGAACUUUCGGAUAAGCAGGCUGAAGAGUUUAGAUUUUACAUACAACAGGUUUAUCGAAUACUAAAACCUGUUGUUUUAUGUAUAUGUCUAUCAGUAUUAUGGAUCAAGAUAUCGUACCAAAUGCCAGGUUCUAGUCAACAAGGAUCUGUUACAUAUUUUUCAUCGGGUGGUUCGUCAAGCUCAAAGGAUAUACUUGACUCAUUUGUGACUGCAGCGAUAAUAAUAUCACAAGUUAUUGUCGCUACUUUUGCACUAGUAUGCUUGUUUAAAUACGGACAUAUGAAGAUUCUGAAAGGAAUCUUGGUGAUUACAGUUAUUCUACUCCUCGGAUUUAUGGGAUAUCUUCUAUUUGAGAACAUAUUACAAGCCUUUUCCGUACCGUUAGACUAUGUCACAUUUAUCUUUGCUUUAUGGAAUUUUUCGGUCGUUGGGUUGAUAUCAGUAUUCUGGAAAGGUCCUUUACUCUUACAAAAAAUAUAUUUAGUUGUUAUGUCUAGUUUAACGGCAUUCAGUCUCUCUCAGCUAUCAGCAUGGACAACUUGGAUUCUGCUAGGGUUACUAGCAAUUUGGGAUUUAAUUGCUGUAUUAUGUCCUUUUGGGCCAUUAAGGAUCUUGGUUGAAAGCGCUAAAGAAGAAAAACGUGGACUUCCUCCUGCACUACUAUAUACAGUCAACGCCAUAUGGCUAAUGGCGUCUCCAGAUUUGUCGAUUACGGUACGCCGUACUUCUUCAACCCCUGAUCACUUCCAAGCUUCACCACCGUUAUCAUCUGCAUCUACUUUUCACAUGCGCCAACUGAGCACCGAGACUGGAGAACAUAUACCAUUAUCCGAAAAUCCAAGACAUUCUAAUAACAGUAUGAUUAACGACGAUACUAUAGUACAAAGUGACACUGUAAUUACAGAGAACACUGGCAACAAUAACGAGGCAGGGAGUGGAUUGAAACUUGGGUUGGGUGAUUUUGUAUUUUAUAGCGUAUUAGUUGCUCGGGCAGCAAUGUUUGACUGGAUAACUACAAUAUCCUGUGCAGUGGCAAUAUUAACAGGUCUAAAUGCUACCAUAUUCCUAUUAGCCAUUUAUCAGAAAGCACUGCCAGCCCUCCCGAUAUCCAUUGCUCUUGGAUUGAUAUUUUUUUUCCUUUCCUCAAUAAUGUUAGUCCCAUACACGACUACACUUGGCCUUGCUCAAGUCUUUGUGUGA
Molecule: messenger RNA, 1743 nt
Organism: Paraglomus brasilianum
Lineage: Eukaryota; Fungi; Glomeromycota; Glomeromycetes; Paraglomerales; Paraglomeraceae
Source: the annotation of a GenBank genome assembly